Messenger RNA from Notolabrus celidotus (New Zealand spotty), 5825 nucleotides. RefSeq names its product mitogen-activated protein kinase kinase kinase 5 (gene map3k5). The coding region runs from base 586 to 4695 and encodes 1369 amino acids. The record is from RefSeq and is a predicted model, not a curated record. The transcript is spliced from 30 exons. Gene Ontology annotation, biological process: protein phosphorylation; MAPK cascade; cellular response to stress. Gene Ontology annotation, molecular function: MAP kinase kinase kinase activity; ATP binding. Lineage: Eukaryota; Metazoa; Chordata; Actinopteri; Labriformes; Labridae.
GAGUGUGUGUGAGUGUGGACGCGCGAGAUAACAGUGGAAACAGGGCAGGGUCUGUUUUCACAUGAAAGCAGCCUGGAUGCGUGCGCAGUCAGCCUUCUGUUUCGGUAGAUGACAAGCAGUCGUUGCACCGAUACGAGGCUCAAACAGCGCUGUAACUUGGACGUGCUGCUACCGCGUUGUUCGUGUUUCCUGUGGGCGUUGCUGCGCUGCCACCGGCGGCGUUGCUCAACUUCUGAAAGUAUGUGGAUUUGUUGUGAGAGCUGAGGAGGAAUGCGUGCAUUUUGGUGGAUUUUCUUCUUUUGUUUUUCCUCUUUGGAUCAGUGUCGUGACUUCGGCCAACUUCGGCGUUACCUGGGUGUUCUUUAAGCGUGCAUUCGACAGCAAACAUGCAGCAUGAUGUGUAGUCUCUCCCAGCCUCUAACAGACUGCUUACCUGCGUUGAAUCGGAGCGAGGUUGCACGUCGUGCCUGUGCAGAGGCUCCAUGAGUGACCGCCGUGCGUAACGCUGGCUCUCCAUGGACUACUGCUGGAGUAGCCGCUCAUUAAAACCUACACUUUAAGACACUGAGAGACACUCAAAACAAGAUGAGUCAAGACCAGGACGGGAUAUCCUUACCGGUGCCUUGCUUUGGAGCUUGCCCCGGCAGAGACAGCCUCGGUAUUGACAGCUCCAGUGGAGGUGGAGGUGGCACUCUUGGUAUCCCUGCAGCUGGGACUUUCUGGCAGGACUCGGUGGUCCCUGGAGGAGGUGGGGGGCUGAUUCCAACACCCGUGGCAUGUCCGAUGGACGGUGGAGGGUUGCUCUCCACCGGGAAGUCGGGCAAGAACAGGCCAGUGACGGUGGCCUAUGUGGUGAACGGAGAGGCGAGCCAGCAGAGUAACGCGGAGAGCAUGGCGCUGCAGUGUUUGAAGGACGCAUGUGAAACGGUGGGGAGCAAGCUGGAGACGGUGAACUUUGGGAAGCUGGAUUUUGGGGAGACUGCAGUGCUGGACCACUUCUACAAUGCAGACAUCGCUGUUGUGGAGAUGACAGAUGCUUUCCGCCAGCCAUCGCUCUUUUAUCACCUGGGAGUGAGAGAGAGCUUCAGCAUGGCCAACAACAUCAUCCUGUACUGCGACACCAACUCCGACUCCCUCCAGUCCCUGCAGGAUAUAAUUUGCCAGAAGAACACUACAUGCUCAGCAAACUACACCUUCAUCCCGUACAUGGUGACGCCCCACAACAAGGUGUACUGCUGUGAGAGCAGCCUGAUGAAGGGCCUUACCGAGCUGAUGCAGCCCAGCUUUGAGAUGCUGCUGGGACCAAUCUGCAUGCCGCUGCUCGACCGCUUCGCCCAGCUGCUCAAAGUGUCACAGGCAAACUCCCACCAGUAUUUCCGCGAGACGAUCCUGAAUGAGAUCCGUAAGGCUCGAGAGUUGUACACCGGCAUGGAGCUGGCCACUGAGCUGAGCCGCAUCCAGCAGCGGCUCGACAACGUGGAGUGCCUCUCAGUGGACAUCGUUAUCAACCUGCUGCUCACGUACCGGGACAUCCAGGAUUAUGAAUCCAUCGUGAAGCUGGUGGAGACUCUGGAGAAGCUCCCGACCUUUGACCCCAUGGCUCAUCCUCACGUGAAGUUCCACUACGCAUUUGCACUGAAUCGGAGGAACCUUCCAGGCGACAGACAGAAAGCUCUGGACAUCAUGCUGCCCCUGGUGGAGGGAGAGGAGCAGGUCGCUUCGGACAUCUACUGCCUGGUGGGACGGAUCUACAAGGACACGUUCCUGGAGUCUCACUUCACUGACACAGCGAGCAGAGACAGCGGCACACAGUGGUUUAAAAAGGGGUUUGAGUCAGAGCCAACACUACACUCUGGUAUCAACUAUGCUGUUCUGCUCCUGGCAGCCGGACACCAGUUUGACACAUCGUUUGAGCUUCGCAAAGUGGGAGUGAAGCUGAGCAGCCUGUUGGGGAAGAAAGGCAGUCUGGACAAGCUGCAGAGCUAUUGGGAUGUGGGCUUCUUCCUGGGCGCCAGCAUCCUGGCCUGUGAUAACACCAGGGUCAUCCAGGCCACGGAGAAACUCUUCAAACUCAAGGCCCCCAUCUGGUAUCUUCGCUCGCUUGUGGAGACGAUCUUAAUUUACCAACAAUUUAAAAAACCAGGCACAGAGCAGCCGGCCCCCAAACAGGAGCUGGUGGACUUCUGGAUGGACUUUCUGGUGGAGGCCACAAAGAAAGACGUCUCCUCCGUCCGAUUUCCUGUGUUGAUAUUGGAGCCAACAAAAGUUUACCAGCCUUCAUAUUUGUCCAUCAACAAAGAUGUGGAUGACAACACGGUGUCUAUCUGGCAUGUUGCCCCUGAUGACAAGCAGAAGGGGAUUCAUGAGUGGAACUUCAGCGCCACAUCAGUGCGAGGUGUCAGCAUCUCCAAGUUUGACGAGAGAAGUGCCUUCCUCUACGUGCUUCACAAUGCAGAGGACUUCCAGAUUUAUUUCUGCACAGAGAUGCACUGUAAAAGGUUCUGUGAUCUGGUCAACAGCAUAACAGAGGAGGCCUGGAGAGGUCCGGAGGAGGGAGACUGUGACGCUGACGCAUUAGAGUACGACUAUGAGUACGACGAGCAUGGAGACCGGGUGGUUCUUGGAAAAGGCACAUUUGGAGUCGUUUACGCCGGCCGAGACCUCAGCAACCAGGUCCGACUGGCCAUCAAAGAAAUACCAGAGAGAGACAGCAGGUACUCUCAGCCGCUGCAUGAAGAGAUCGCGCUUCACAAGCACUUAAAGCACAAGAACAUCGUCCAGUACCUCGGAUCCAUCAGUGAGAAUGGGUUCAUUAAGAUCUUCAUGGAGCAGGUGCCUGGGGGGAGUCUCUCUGCCCUGCUGAGGUCCAAAUGGGGUCCACUGAAAAACAACGAGCCCACCAUCGGCUUCUACACACGGCAGAUCCUGGAGGGACUCAAAUAUCUGCACGACAACCAGAUUGCACACCGAGACAUCAAGGGUGAUAACGUUCUCAUCAACACCUACAGCGGCGUCCUGAAGAUUUCAGAUUUCGGCACAUCCAAGAGGUUGGCUGGGAUCAACCCCUGCACUGAGACGUUCACAGGCACACUACAGUACAUGGCUCCUGAAAUCAUAGACAAGGGACCUCGUGGAUACGGAAAGCCAGCAGACAUCUGGUCUCUGGGCUGCACCAUCAUCGAGAUGGCCACUGGCAAACCACCUUUCUAUGAACUGGGAGAACCACAGGCUGCUAUGUUCAAGGUGGGCAUGUUUAAGAUCCACCCAGAGAUCCCAGAGUCCAUGUCUCUGGAGGCCAAAGCUUUCAUCCUGCGCUGCUUUGAGCCAGACCCGGACAAGCGCGCCACAGCCUUCGACCUGCUCACUGACGAGUUCCUCACCGUAACGAGCCGCAAGAAGAAGAGCAAGAGUAGCUUCACAGCUCUGUCACCAGGGACCGAGUAUCUGCGCAGUAUCUCUCUGCCGGUGCCGGUGGUGGUGGAAGACACCAGCAGCAGCAGCGAGUAUGGCUCCGUCUCCCCAGACAAUGAUCUCAACACCAACCCCUUCAUCUUCAAACCCAGCGUCAAGUGCUACAGCGAGAGGGAUGUCAAGGGGCCACGCUCACUCUUUCUCAGCAUCCCGGUGGAGAACUUUGAGGACCACAGCGCCCCUCCAUCUCCGGAUGAGAAGGAUUCAGGUUUCUUCAUGCUUCGAAAGGACAGUGAGAGACGAGCUACCUUACAUCGCAUCCUGACUGAGGACCGGGACAAGGUGGUGAACAACCUGAUGGAGGCAAUAACGCAGGGCUCUGAGGAGAUGAAGCUGAAGUCUCAGCAUAUCUCCACCCUGGUGGUCAGUCUGGGCGACUUUGUUCGCAUGGCAGACCGGAAAAUCAUCGCCAACACUCUGUCUCAGCUCAAGCUGGAGCUGGACUUUGAUAGUACCGCCAUCAGCCAGCUGCAGGUCGUGCUGUUCGGCUUCCAGGAUGCUGUGAACAAAGUGCUGCGAAACCACAACAUCAAGCCUCACUGGAUGUUCGCUCUGGACACCAUCAUCCGAAAAGCAGUGCAGACAGCCAUCACCAUCCUGGUGCCAGAGCUGAGGCCUCACUUCAGUCUGGCCUCAGAAAGUGACCCAGCCGAGCAGGAGGACGUGGACGAUGACAAUGAACCGGUGAGAAACUCCACCCAUCAGAGCCGACAGCCUCCGGUCGCCGCUCACGACGACACCGUGGCCACGUCAGGAGUCAGCACGCUGAGCUCCACCGUCUCACAUGAGUCCCACAAUGCACAGCGAUCUGUGAGCAUGGAGCUAGGCAGGAUGAAGCUGGAGACCAACAGGCUGCUGGAGCAGCUGCUGGAGAGGGAGAGAGAGUAUCAGGCCAUCCUACAGCAAGUCCUGGAUGAGAGAGAGCAGGAGAUCAAACUACUGAGGCUGAGAUCUGAGCCAGCAGAUGUUUCUACAUCGUCGGAUGAUCCUGAAGGACAGAUGAAUCAACCAGCAGAGAGACGUGAAGUCCCAGACCUGACCAGCUGGUUGAGUCUUUACGGUGCUGACCAGGACUCCAUAGACAAAAUACUGAAUGAGGAGUACACACUGAACGACAUCCUCCACGAUGUAACCAGGGACGAUCUGAAGAGUUUAAGACUGAGAGGCGGGAUCCUGUGUAAACUAUGGAAGGCCAUCACAGACUACAGGCAGAAGCCAACCUGAGGCCUUAUGUGGUGACAACCACUCAGAGAAGCUUGGACCCUUGUCCUUACGGCUCAGAGUUCUCCUCUUUACCUCAGUAUUUAUCGGGGCCAGACUUUUAGGAGAAGAACCUGUGUUUGCAGAGUGCACAGAGCAGAUUUCAACCCACAUGAAACAGGAGCUGUUUUCCCCGUCAGAGUAUUUUCAUACUUUUGGAGCAAAGGACUAUGGGAGAAAAUAUUUACUCUGGAAGCAACAAUUUCUGAGAAGUGCCACUAGUUUUGCUACAUUUUGCGGACAUUACAGAGCUUUUUGUUACAGGUGUGUAACUCAGAGUGACCAUUUUUGUGAGAAUUAAUUGAUGAAAUCUUGAAAACAGUCAAAAUUUUUGCUCGUCUUUACAACAUGUACCGUUUACAAAACUGGAGACUGACCGUUUUAUAAUAUAAGCCUGAGAUACAAAAGACUACAUCAAGAUCAUCCAUCUCUGUUUGUUUUUUAAGUUCUAGCUGUCUUAUCACUACUUUAUUUAAAAGUAUUUUUAAUUUAAUGUUAUGGUAGUCUGAAGGAUGUCAGCGCAUGCCCUGUUAUUUUGCAAUCCAUACUGAGACUUAUUUAAAUCAUUUUUUCAUAUUUUCCUUUUUUUAAUCCUUUUUUUAUUUUAUUUUAUUUUAUUAUUUUUGUAAAUAUUGUGUUAUACAGAAUUAUACGUGAAAGACAUUUAUGUACUUAAAGAAUACAAUGUUAUCUAGAAGUAUGUCUCCAUGUGGAUUGGACCGAGUCUAUAAUGAACACAUUUGAAAAAUGAAUUGUAAAGUAUUGUAUUUUCUAGUGUCAAAAAUCAUGAGAUGUUUUCAGUUAGUAAUUGAUAUAACAUCAUCUGUUUUAUUGUUGUACACUGACAAAAUUGUGCUAAUCUUGCUUGUGUAGAUAAAAUUAUUCAAUCAGAUGUACUAUGUUGUGAUGAAAAAACUAAAUUGCAAAAAAAAAAAUUCAUACAGAGGAGGCUUGACCUUUUUUAUUUUAAAACAUGAUGUCAGAAAUGGGGAAGAUAAACCUGAGCAGGGUGUCCAGUUUGUUUCAUAUCUAAAAUUCUACAAGAUUUUUGUGUCAUAUUGUUCAAAUAAAAAUUUUCAUCUUGAACUGUGAAA